ACGAGUCUUGUGGUCGUGUAAGCGGAAGUGAUGGCAAAGGCAUAUAAACAUGAUGUUUUGCAUGGAAGUAGUUUGAAAUGUCUUACUAAUGACGAUAGCGUUUCAAGUUGUUCAGUUUACUGCGGCAGAAGAUCAACCUUUCUUUUGUCCAAUGGAGUUCUCUGCCUUACAGGAUUUAUUGUUACAUCUUUCGCCACGUUUUUGUUGGUCGUCGAAGGGUCGUUUGUUCAAGGAAGCAGUGUUGAAUACAUUACUUUAACACUGGCUACUUCGAUAAUCAUUCCCGGAAUUGUAACCCUGCUGUCUUGUUCCGCAGUCUGCUUCGCUUCAAAUCGCAGACGUUUGCCAUAUUUAUAUAAUACUUUGAGCAUGAUAUUCAGCUGUACUGUGAUGUUUGAGAUAAUGGUGUUCAUUUUCGGUGUUGGUCAGGUGGUGCAAGUUGAAGAACUAACAAUCGGCAUUGUCGAAUGGAGUCGUUUUAUUCAGUAUUAUCAAGAAGAACAUAUUAGAAAUGACCUCGACGUCAUACAAAAAGAGCUCAAAUGUUGUGGUUUUAAAAGCUACAAAGACUGGGAUUUGAAUCCAUAUUACUCAUGCAAUUCUACAGGUUACUCAAGAUGUAGUGUGCCAUUCUCUUGUUGCAAGCUUAAGAACGCAGGCGCUACUUGCGUUUUAGGAAUAAGAAAUCCAAAGAUAACUGAAGCAGAGCUAAGAGAAUCUAUUUAUUUAGAUGGGUGUCUGAGGACUAGUCAAAUAUGGUAUAAAUAUAGUAUCAUUCUUCUAAGUAUCUCUGCGCUUCUCAUGGCAUGUAUACAAGGGUUUUUCCUAAACUUCAUGGCUCGUUAUGUAAAAAAUAUCGAAAAGGAAAGCGACGAUACAUAUCGUUCAAACUCCCCCAAAAAUGAAUACUCAUCAGUUUUGAAAAAAGACACGAUAGUGAAAGAUAAACAAAAACCCAGCAUUAGUUAUGUACAUAUGGAAUUGUAGGGGGUUCCCCUGGCUAGGGUUCCUCUCAGCUGCUCACUGAAACUGAAUACACUCUUUCGACUUGAUCAAAGAAACCGUGCCAGGUCAAUAACAUAUACAGGGCCCUACAGGGCCUCAAAUUGAGCAUGAUAAUGUUGAACCUCAGCCAGCCCAAACAAGGUUCCUGUGCGUCUGUCAUAACAUAAGGAAAAUGAUCAUGAUAAUAUAUGGCACUUCAAAAUAAACGCUUCGUUAACGACUUGCUGUAAUAAAACGUGCUGCAGUCGUUCUCUAAUCUAGCUCCUAUAUAUGACGAAGUUUACUUAUGAUUUAUGUCUUUUUGCUCGAUUGAAAAAAUAUUGUCUCAAAACAU
This is a messenger RNA of Actinia tenebrosa (Australian red waratah sea anemone), 1339 nucleotides long. Its product is annotated as tetraspanin-33. Gene Ontology annotation, cellular component: membrane. The record is from RefSeq and is a predicted model, not a curated record. Lineage: Eukaryota; Metazoa; Cnidaria; Anthozoa; Actiniaria; Actiniidae.